Messenger RNA from Paramuricea clavata, 1431 nucleotides. NCBI's taxonomy places the organism in Eukaryota, Metazoa, Cnidaria, Anthozoa, Malacalcyonacea, Plexauridae. The record is from the annotation of a GenBank genome assembly.
AGAUACAAAAAAUGGCUCAAGAGUUGGAAACAUGAAAACAAGAUUAAGUAAACAUAUACGACGAUUGGUAUGGAAAAGGAAAAGAAGUGUAGUUUCAAAUACAAAUGCAGGCUAUGCCAGAUCGUUGUCCAGCUAUAACGGAUCGUUCGGUCCAGUGUGACCAGAUUUCGGUAAAAAGUUUUACUUUUAGUAAAAUUUCGCGAAUUUUUGUGAAUUUUCAAGAAAAUUUGGUAAUAAGUUUUUUUUGUAAAAUUUUGGUAAAAUCUGAAAGGUUUCAAUUAUUAGUAAUCAUUUUGGUAAAAAUGUGUGUUUCUUGUUUAAUAACGUGCUCAGAGUAAUGAACAGAAUUGCCAAGCCCACAAAAAAAGCAUUAUCAUUAGCAAAAAAUACAAUAUGAUGAAAGCAACAAGUAUUUCGAGAUACUUUUUGUGCAUAUUUUUUCUACUUUGAUGACGUAACUAUUGUUUUUUUGGCAUUAUUAUUACGUAAUUAUUUGGGAAGCCGACAUUUGGUACAAUUUUUCUUAAUUUAGUAAAAUUUGAACAAAAUUUUGGUAAUGACUGGUGAAAAAAUCUGGUCACGCUUUCGUGGCCACGCGUCUUCCCCACGAACCAUAAAAUUCCACUCGUCUUCUCUGCGAGCGAUAAAAUAUGCCAACGUUGCAUAAUGGCAGACGAAAUACAUCUUCCACAGGACCGUGACAAGUGGCCCAUUUCUCAAAUCGAAAACGGUUGUUUUCAAGCAAUUUGCCAUCUACUGGACUUACAUUAUCUUAGCAAAGAACCACUUCUGAGCGCCUUAGGGUUCACCCAGAAUGAGGCUACGUCAAUUACACAAGAAUUAAUGGCAACACGAGGAAAGGGCAUGGCAAAUAAGGCACUCGGUAUGUGGGGAACAUCACAUCGCAAAAAUAAUGUGGGGGCUCUUAAGAAGAUUGUGAAACGUACCAUGAGAAGGGAUGACGUUUUUUGCGUGAUCAAGAAUUGGGAAAAGCUGCCUGUUUGUCAUGGUUGUGGCAUUAAUCUGCAAGAACAAGUUCAUGAAAAUCACCCUGAUCGUGAUGGUACUACUCAAUAAGUGCACAAAUUUCAGUGAUAACAUUUUAGCUGUUCUAAAUAUAACGCCCAAAUAAAAACUCGUGUUCAUGUACAGACAUAUAUUUAUAUAACAUGACAAAUUUAUAUAACAUGGCAAAUUGCCAAAUUUGGCAGGCCAUGAUUUGCAUUUUUAAUUAAUAAACUAAAUUUGUAAUGUAUUGUUGUAAGCCAUUUUGAUAUUUGCUAUAAAAUGCUAAUAUUAAUAAUUAAUUAUUAUAAAAAUAAUAAGUAUGCCUAAAGUAACUAAAAAUUAUUGAGCCUAAAAUUAUUGCACGUAAUUAUAAUAUUAAUAAAUUAAUACAAUUUUUUUAAAUAUUAUAUAUGCUUCAAAUGC